Molecule: messenger RNA, 1894 nt
Organism: Octodon degus (degu)
Lineage: Eukaryota; Metazoa; Chordata; Mammalia; Rodentia; Octodontidae
Gene: Max
Product: MYC associated factor X
Exons: 5
Coding region: 228-716 (162 amino acids)
Biological process (GO): positive regulation of transcription by RNA polymerase II
Cellular component (GO): RNA polymerase II transcription regulator complex
Molecular function (GO): DNA-binding transcription factor activity; protein dimerization activity
Source: RefSeq, a predicted model, not a curated record
CGUGCGUGCCGCCGUUGAUCCGGUGCUGCAGUGAGGAGGUGGUUCUCGCCCGUGUUGUGUGUGUGUGUGCGUGCGUGUGUGUGUGUGCGUGUGUGUGUGAGUGAGGGAGCGAGUGAGUGUGUGAGUGUGUGGGGGCAUUCGGCUUGUUGUUGUCGCCGACUUCCCCUCCCCUGCGCCCCUCCCCCUCCCCGCCGCCGCUGCAGUGGCCGCUCCUUGGGCCGUAGGAAAUGAGCGAUAACGAUGACAUCGAGGUGGAGAGCGACGAAGAGCAACCGAGGUUUCAAUCUGCGGCUGACAAACGGGCUCAUCAUAAUGCACUGGAACGAAAACGUAGGGACCACAUCAAAGACAGCUUUCACAGUUUGCGGGACUCAGUCCCAUCACUCCAAGGAGAGAAGCAACAGGCAUCCCGGGCCCAAAUCCUAGACAAAGCCACAGAAUAUAUCCAGUACAUGCGAAGGAAAAACCACACACACCAGCAAGAUAUCGAUGACCUCAAGCGGCAGAAUGCGCUCCUGGAGCAGCAAGUCCGUGCACUGGAGAAAGCGAGGUCAAGUGCUCAGCUGCAGACCAACUACCCCUCCUCGGACAGCAGCCUCUACACCAACUCCAAGGGCAGCGCCAUCUCUGCCUUCGAUGGGGGCUCAGACUCCAGCUCGGAGUCGGAGCCCGAAGAGCCCCAGAGCAGGAAGAAGCUCCGGAUGGAGGCCAGCUAAGCUGCGUGGGGCAGGCCAGCAAUAAGAACUGUCUCCAUCGUCUCCUCUCAAUUCAUCAUUAGAACCCUCAGAACCUUCUAAGAGACUUUAUUUUUUUCUCUCUUUUUUUAAUUUUUAUUUUUAUGUAGGCGCUCUUGGACAACAGCUCUUGUGCUCCUUCCCCUUUUCACUAUUUUUUUUAACUGUGUUCCCUUCAGGGAUUCCCUGUCCCCACCAGGAGUUUUUAAACCAAAACACCCAAACUUGGCAGCUUUUUCUGUGGAGGACAGACGGCUGGCCGGACCUCUGAGCACACGGUGUCCUGCCAAGCCACCAGCUCCUCCAGCCCGCCGGGCACAUGCCUGGAGGACGCCUGCCCCAUGGCCUCUCCUCCUGGCCCGCCUCUCCUUGACAGACUUUGUGAAUCUGUGAACUGCUUUACUUCAAGAAGGAGAUCAGUUUGAAGUAAUCAGAAUUAUCCCCUCUCCUUUGUAAGGAUUUUUUCUAAAAAGCUAUUUACCGCUCCUGUUGAGAGACCAGAUCCUUGAAGAAGUUGGGUGUAAAGGAAAGUGAGGACGGGUUUGCAGAGUCUGUGGCGUUUCACUCCUGCUGCUCUUGGCCACCGUUUCCGCCUGUGGAGCCAGCCUCACAGAGAGCCACUUGACUUGCACCGGGGCAUGGUAGAGGGUGGGGCUGGGGGAAGGUUGGGUAGGGUUGGGGUUUUGUAUUGAGGGCCAGUGAUGAUGUUUUGAUAUUUAUUUCCUGCUACUGAAAUUUGAAUCUGAGUGAAUUAUCCCUAUCUCUGAUGAUGUCAGAAUGGCAAAGUGACAGAUUCAUAAAGUAAUGAUCACAUCUCCCUUUCUCUUCAUGUGUAUUUCUAAGAAAUAGAGCCAACUGAUUUUGUAAUGUAAAUACCAAGAGCAAUUUACCUGGUACUAAACCUGCGCCCCAGUGUGGCCCCUCCCCUGCCCACCCCCUGCUUCUGCCCUCCUGUCCCGGACCCUGUCUCCAUUGUGUGAUCCAGCCCUGGUUCUGGCUGCAGUCAGCAGAUCCCAGUGAAGGGUGUUGUGUGUUUAGGCCUCAUUUAUUUGUCAUUCUCCUACUCUGUUCCUGGCAUUUGCUGAUUUCUAGUGUAUACUCUACUCUGUAGUCUCUGUCUGUGUUUGAUUCCAUUCCGUGGAAAUAAAAAGUAUGUUGUA